GUUGACAAUUCCAUAUUUUAGUUCAGUUUUAUUAUUUUUAUUUUUAUUUACGUAUUUAUCGUUUAUACCGCGAAGCAUGUCCAAAUUGUUAGUCCUAGUUCCGACUCUGAUAAGCGGUGGUUCCCCGCUUCAAAGUCGCGGCAUUAAGUACUCCCUAGGUGUGGUGCAUGUGCCCAGAACAAACUUCUCUCCAGAACUUCAGCACACUUUUCGGUCGGAGCACAGCUUUAAGGGCAUCAAAAAGCUUUCCAAGUAUGUUAAAAGCCACAGCAGGUGGCACAACAUCCACGAUCAAAGCAAGCGCGUUUAUUUCAACUAUUUACUAUUGGAUCCACGCAUAACAAAUGGACUGAAGCAACGUGCCAGGAGAAUGCACCGUCUGGAUGUGUGGUUAACCUUUCUACGUUCCAUUUUCUAUGUUGGCAAGGGGAAAUCCUCACGUCCAUAUGUGCACUUGCGUGAAGCUCAGAAGCUGCUGCAAUCGGCAAAUCCUCAUGUGUUGGCCAAGGAUCCCAAACUAGCACUUAUUGUGCAUCUGUGGCAACAUAAACGCGGUGUCCUAUUGCUGCGUGGCUUCCAUGGCAUAACAUCGAAUGAUGCGCACAGCCGUGAGGCGGCAAUGAUCGAUGCUUUGGGAAUGAAUCACUUGACCAAUAGACGAGUGGGCGUCUACUUUGGUCUGGCCCGCAACAAAUUCUCAAGCGAGCAGCGUAAGCACUUGGGAAUAGCAUUACUCCAUAUGCUGUUGUCGGUCUAUAUGAACAAGGCGGAACGUGAACUGCAACCUGCUCAAGUCCCUGAAUCUGUUCAGAGUUAAUCUCUACCUUUGGAUCUCGACAAUCAAAUUUAUAACUGUUGCAAAUUAGGAAUUCCAAUGAGCUAUAAUUAAAAUGUUUAUUGUGAAAUCGCCUAGUACAAUCAGAAUAAUUAAUACUUUAUUUACUACA
Drosophila innubila is the source of this 947-nucleotide messenger RNA. RefSeq names its product ankyrin repeat and LEM domain-containing protein 1. Bases 77 to 817 code for a protein of 246 amino acids. Lineage: Eukaryota; Metazoa; Arthropoda; Insecta; Diptera; Drosophilidae. The transcript has a single exon. The record is from RefSeq and is a predicted model, not a curated record. Gene Ontology annotation, molecular function: endonuclease activity.